Hypoxylon fragiforme is the source of this 788-nucleotide messenger RNA. RefSeq lists its product as uncharacterized. Bases 402 to 668 code for a protein of 88 amino acids. The transcript is spliced from 2 exons. The record is from RefSeq and is a predicted model, not a curated record. Lineage: Eukaryota; Fungi; Ascomycota; Sordariomycetes; Xylariales; Hypoxylaceae.
GGCUCACGGGUAUUCUGGGGCGAUGAGGUGUUUGGGAGCGAGAUUACCGCCAAUGGCUCUUCGUGAUGUAGUUAGUAUAAGAGAACCCAUGGGCUGCCAUUGUUCUGGGGUUAUGAAAGAGAGCAUCACAGCAACAUAGACAUCUUCACUCAAUACCUACUAUACAAUUACAUCACAUCACAACAUCAUCUAUAUAUCAUCAUAUAUAUAUAUAUAACUUAUAAAUCUCCUCUCUGCUACAUCUUUGCAAUAGAGAAAUAUAGACAUCUCCACUCUUCACAUAUCAACAACAUCUCAACUCGAAUAAAUCAACUUCGACACUUGUCUUACUAAACAACAUUAUUGGAUAUCCAACAAAAAAAGUCUCGUCUCAUCUAAACAAAAACACUUCACAUAAAAAAAUGUCUGCCGCCAUCGCUUCCCGAGCUCAAGCUCCCCUCUCCGCUCUCGCCCGACAAGCCUUCAAGGCCUUCCGGCAAUCAACCCGGAUCGUCGAGGGCCCUACUGAGGCUCUUCCCGCCACCGUCAAGGGCGCUCGCGCCGACUGGGGCCGUAUCGUGCGUGCUCGUGCCGGCGUUGCUGCAGUAUACUUCCCGAUGAUGGGCACCUUCCUCACCUGGCCCUUCAUGGCCAAGUACUUCCUCGACGGCAACGUGGGACGGUUUUAAAUUUUCCACCUACACCUUCAUGGGAUAUAUAGGGGGAAGGGGGGAGAUGUAAUCAACAAUGUCCUCUCCAACCCCCUUUCGUCACGACGACUCACAUACUAUCUACUUCUUGUGCAUAGC